GGGGGGGGGGGGGGGGGGGGUUGGGUGUGUAGACAAGAGGAGACAGGAAGCAAAGGUGUAAAUGAGCUCAUUCAGAUUUAACCCAAGUGGGAGCUUAAAGGGAUCAAAAGCCAUUCUCUUUGGGAAAAGCACCAAAACAAAUGUAUAAACACUUUUAUGCAGAUUUAUGUUUUUAGUUGAUUGCCUUUAGAAUCUUUUAAAUAAUUUCACUUUGCAAAGAGUGAAACAUGCUGUGCAUAGAUUUAUUAAACCGACCGCCUCCGUUCUUUUUCUAUGUUGGUUUUCAUCUAUGUAACUCUGACACGACUACCCUGAGCUGAGCUGUCAUGAUGAAAUAUAUCAUGAACAAGGACAGCUGAGUGCACAAAUUUGAGACUCUUUUAUAAUAUUGAACGUCAAAAGCAGAUGCUGGGGUCAAACUCAGCCCAGUUUUUCAUAUUGUGAUCAAGGAGUCAUUACGCAGAGUUUACUAGAAAGUAUGAGUCCCUUUUGUUUUCUUUGGGCGACCUGGUAAAGAGAGGGAAACAAACAUGUUUGGUUGUUGUUUAUGUUGACUGUCAUCUGUAACGACAAUGAAAAUAGCAUUGUGAAAACAACCCUUUCUUCUUCUGGCUCCAGGUUCUGAUAGAGAUGGUGCAGCAAACUCACAUUUUUGAGAAUAUUUUUCAAAACCAAAACUAAAGUAUAAUCAGCCUAAUACAUUUAAAGUAAUAGCAUUUUAUUACACUGUUUGCUGAAAUGGUAGAAAUGCAGUUUUCCUGAUUGAGCUGGGUCUCCAUCUUGUGGGGAUUUAAUACACUGCACCGUGUUGGUGCUCACCUUUUCAUUUCCCUGCAUUUUUCUUAUGUUGUUGUUGCGUUUCCCCUCAACAACCGAGUCUCUCCCUACCUGUUGUGAUUCCCCGCCUUCAAAAUAAACCAAACAACUGCACCUUUACUGUUAGGAAAAGUCCUUCCUGGGCUUCAGCGUUCAGGUGGGAACGCUCACAGGAUAUCCUGCGUGUAAUAUGACUCAGUGGACGGGGCCGGGCUUUACUCACAUCGUAUCACCGAACAAGCCCAGCCCUUCACGCCCCGGUCAGGUUGAAGGCUUUUUUUCCCACUCGGGUGAGGCUGAUCUGCUCUCACUUUCUCGGUCGACACUUGCGCAAAGACGCACAGGACGCUCUCCGCUGGAAAAAAGACUUCAACUCCCUGCCCGCUGUUUGCCCUUCGCUUAUCCUCGCUCCUCGCUCUCUGAUUGUCCAACAUGUUCCGUUGUGGGAUCGCCUACCCGCGAUGCAGGUGGAUCAUGCCCCUGCUUCUCUUCUUUGCCCUCAUUUUCGACCUGAUCGCCAUCGCCGCCCAGUCGGGAUGGGUCGAGGACGAGGACGCCGAGACCCACUACGCCAGUAUGUGGGACGAGUGCCAGGGCAGGAAUGACAACUGGGAGUGCAGAUCUCUCAUGAAGUAUCCUUGGGCCCAGGCAGUUGCUGCUCUCAUGAUCAUUGGUUUCAUCCUCCUGGUCGUAGCCUUUAUCGUCUCUAUCUACGCAAUGGUUAAUGUCUCCCCUUCAGCUAUGUCCGCGACAAGUGGCCUGCUGCUUGCUGUUGCUGUCAUCCAGAUCAUAGCUCUGAUCAUUUACCCCAUCAAGUUCAACGAGCACAUCUUCGAGGGCCAGUAUUACUACACGUGGGCCUACGGGUUUGGAUGGGGCGCCACCAUACUCUGCCUGGGCUGCAGCCUCCUCUUCUGCUGUCUGCCACACUAUGAGGAUGAGCUGAAUGGCGCCAUUAAGGUCAAUUACCUCUACACUUCUUCCUGAAGAGCAAACAUGCUCACCUGUUCGAUUAUGUCCACUUCCACCUGCCACUGGCGGCUGGAUCUGUGCUGACCAUCUCUCUCUCUCUACCAUUUCACCAAAGAUCUCCAGUGGUGCAGCUCAGUUAAAUUUGGCUUAGGAAUGGGAGCACCCCUUUUUCUUUAUUGUACCAUCCCAGAGGGAUGUGGACAGUAAUUCCAUGUUACACCAGCUUUAUUUGACUUUAAAGUAACACUGUUAACAUAAAUCCUAACACUAAACAUAUUUCUAGGCGUAUCUAUACAUAUAUUUUUUACUUUGUCACCCAAGUGUCCUUAUAAGGAGGUGAUUUGGUGUAAAGUUUAGCUUUCACCUGAUUUGUCUCACAACCAAAAUCUUACAAGAUGAGCAAUCCACUCUUGCAUAUUUGUACAGGAUGCAAAACGAAUGUUUAUCGUGGAUUUACUUCCUCCUGUGUGCUGUUGUUAGUUUUUCUCUGCUCUUCAAAGUGUUAUUGAUCACUUGCUAGGAAUGAGGGAAGGGCUGGGUCUUAGAGGCAGAAUGUAACCUACAGACAGAGAUUUUAAAAAUAGUUAAUCAGCAGCUGUUUUUGCACCUUUUUUAAUCGUUUUCUUAUCCACUAUUUGUCUGAAAGAUUUUGUAUGCUUAUCAUUACCAAAGGGGUGUAACUGGGAGGUAACCGUGUUGCAUUUGUAUAUUUAGUGUAAACCUUUAAAAACGUACUCUUUAAUGCAGUCACUUCUCUGUAAAUUUAGCUGUGUUGUCUGAGUCAAAUAGCUGAUCAAACCACUGUCUUACCCAGACAUUUUCUUUAGAGCUCUUUUUUUCCUCUAUUUUCCAAACAAAUCUGAUUUUUUUUUAAAUACCUUUAGCGAAGCAGUUUUUAUCCAAUAAAUUAAAGUUAGCAAUAAACUUGAAAAUAUGUCCUUUUCUUCCUUGAAAAUGAUGUCAGAAUUGGUUGAAAGGGAACAAUGUACACAUGUUGGUUUAUUCUGUUUUUAGUAUCUUGUUAUCUGGUACAUGUAAUAUGUGUAUUCACAUAUUUGACUUGAAUUAAAGUUUGUCUUGUUUUUUUGUUUUUUUUAGUUACACAAAAAUGACCAAACUUUUUUUCUAAAGUCUUUGAAAUUCUGAAAAUACCACCUUUAACAUUGUUGAUUCAAGACUAUUUCAGCUAGAGUGCUCACUAAUCAGUCUCUCUGUGUGUGAAAUCUGUGCCUUAGCUACUUUGGUGUUUCAGUGUUUUGGUGUUGAAUCUUAAAAGAUUUAUUAUACCAGUUGGUCUUGUUUUAAUGACCCGGGCUGCUUCUGUUCAUGUCAAGACCAAAUUCAAGCCCAAACAAGACAAACUUAUUAUGUCAUAAGUGAUUUCUGUUCCUCUUCUUUUUUAAAAGGGAAGUGAAAAAACGCAAAGAUAACACCACUGAUCAAAGCAAAGCUGCCAAAGUCAGUAACUCAACUUCUGCUUUUCUCAUCUGAGUUGGACUUGCUUAAUACAUUUUAUGAUCUGGCAGAAAUUCUAAAUGCUAUACUGUUCUGAGUAUGUUUUCAACCCAAGCUUUUCGAAUGAUUAGACACAAUAUUGAUAUGUCUACAUUGAUAUAUAUACUGUAUAAAAGGAAGUUCUGAUUGGAAAUAUCCCAUCUAUUUUUUCUGUCAUGAAUUAUUUUUGGUAGUUUGUGUAUUUUUAUGCAAUAAAGAGUUUGUUUGGAAGCGG
This is a messenger RNA of Menidia menidia (Atlantic silverside), 3517 nucleotides long. Lineage: Eukaryota; Metazoa; Chordata; Actinopteri; Atheriniformes; Atherinopsidae. The record is from the annotation of a GenBank genome assembly.